UCAUUCUGUGAUCAGUUUGCGUUUUGGAACAGAGAUAGUCUAGAAUAUUAAUUUCAUUUUAAAAAAUGCAGUGAAUGUGAUGAAACAGUAUGGAUUUUUUUUCUCUCACUGAUUCCUGUAGGCGCACCAGACGACAGGACAUCCGAAAUGGAGACCCUCUCACUCACUGCUCAGACCUCCAACAUCCCGAUAACCCAAGUGGGACCGGGCUGGAAGAGAAGAUUAUCUAUGGCGUAGAGAACAGCAGUACUUUCCUGGAGUGCAGCCCAAAAUCUCAACGUGCUCUGGUCUAUUGGCAGUUUCAGAAGCAAAACGAUGAUCGGAAAGAAGAGAUCAAAGUAAAUGACCGUUUGAUCCGGACAGAGCAAGGUCUUCUCCUUCGGAGCUUGCAGAGGAAGGAUUCGGGACUCUACUUCUGCUAUGCUGUGGAGCACGGCUUCAUGCAAACCCUCCUCAAGGUCACCUUGGAGAUCAUAGACACGGAACACCUGGAAGAGCUUCUUCAUAAAGAAGAAGAAGGAGACAGUUCCAAGGUCAAGGAGGCCUCCAACGGCAUGACUCCCAUCCAGAAAGUGUGGUAUAGAGACUUCAUGCAGCUCAUCAACCAUCCCAACCUAAACACAAUGGAUGAAUUCUGCGAGCAGGUGUGGAAACGGGACCGCAAACAACGCCGGCAAAGACCUGCUAAUGCCCAGGUGAACCCAAACAAAUGGAAGCAUCUACAGGAAAAUAAGAAAGGUAGGAAUAGAAGGACCCACGAGUUUGAGAGGGCACCACGAAGUGUCUGAGCGACAAUUACCUCCAAAAAAAAACCCCUUUUAUCCAAGUAAAACCUUGCAUAACUGGAAAUGAGAUGCAAUACAGACGAACGUUUUCUAUGGCAUUUACGUGGAUGUUUACAAAGAGCUGGGAAGCUUGAAUGGUUUCUGCUUGGUUGAAAAUGGGCCCAGUUUGCUGAAACGUUUUCCGUUGGGCUCGUCUCGUUGACCCCUGUCAUAUCUGGAACGUAAGCUGACUCUGAAACCAGCUUAUGGUUUUGUGGUUUUGCAGUGAGAUGAAAUUGCAUUUCUCUUUGGACCGAAGUAAAGAGGACUGUCAUGGGUCAUGCCGCCAUUUUGAAAAGGAAUUAUGAGGAGGAAAAAAAUGCUCUCUGGGACUUCUCUUGAACUUGACUAAAGAACUGCAUGGAUUUUGGAAAGCUAAGGAACAGAACUUUCACACUUGGUUGUAUGCAAGACUUAUACACCCUUUUUGCCUACUUGUUUAUAAAUGUGCUGGAAGAAUGGAAUUAAUACUGUAUGCAAUUAUUCAUUAGAGUCACAUGGACCCAACCAAUAAUUCCCUGAAGCCAUGGCAACAGCAGGUGGAUUAUUCUGGCCCUACUACUGAUGACUUCCCUAACCUUUGACUUAAAGAUGUAUUUUAUUAAACAACUAUUUAAAUAUACCACAACCAAUAUGCAGUCAAAGAUAGCUCUUUUGGGGGAGGGGAGAUAGAAUAGGCUUUUUGUCUGAUAAUAUCCUGAUAUUCUAAUUGUUAUUUUAUUUUAUUUUUUAAUUAGGAAAAAAGCUCCAGGUUUACUUUUGCUCAGUUUUAAUCCCUUGUUUAUGAAAUUGAGUCAAACGAUAAGCAAACUCAACUAAACUGCAGGUGAUUUAUAUUAUAAGUACCUUUUAUCUAAUUUCUUAGCAGAGCUAUCCUGACAAGGGUUUUGCCUCAUGGAAUAUUCCUCUUUCCUCGUUUCUCCCAUGUUCGGUCUGAGCUCCUUCAUCUUAUCUUAUGCUUUGAUACAAAGAGAAACAGAUGGGAAAAAAUGGAGGGAAACUCAAAUGACUUAAGCUGUAUAUUUUCUUUUUUUAAUUUUGGAAGACUGUGAAUAGCAUUAAAAUAUUUCUUCUGCU
Messenger RNA from Pantherophis guttatus, 1901 nucleotides. Lineage: Eukaryota; Metazoa; Chordata; Lepidosauria; Squamata; Colubridae. The record is from RefSeq and is a predicted model, not a curated record.